AUGACGACUCGAAAACUUAGUGACGAACAUAUUCGUCACUUUGCAAGCUGUGAAGGUAAAUAAUGACACUAGAAUCGAAGCUGAUGCCAAUUAUAUUAUAUUUAGAAACGUCUAGCCGAAGAAAUCAGACCGGUUGUGGACUGACCGAAGGCAAAAAUCGUAAACACCAGUUCUAGGUUUGUUCAUACAGCUCUGCAAGUAUACACUAGUCAGUGCACAGUCUGUUUGUUACGGUUGCUGCAGUUUUCGUUUUUUUUUGUGUUUACAUGCUCAAUUAUGGAAUUUUUUCGGUUUUGUGGCCCCACUUUCACUGAAAACUCCUCUCAAAGAAUACUCUUCGGCACGAGCCAGACAGGUACGGCGAACAGUCGAGUUUUCAGGUAAGCUCCAUCGUAUAAGUAGAUCACGAAAGCAGCGCGAUAGAUGCUGGCCCGGGAUUAGACAUUAUUGUGCCCAAUCAGAGACAAGCAUUCGAAAGAGUCGUGGCAGUUGUUCAUUAAGAUUAAAAUCCCAGGGUCUCUCUCGCCCGUUCUGAAAAACUUUCCGCCGCAGUUUUUUCCGACUCGACUGAUGACCGUCGUUGGGUAUCCGAGGAUAUUCAAUACUGUAUUAUAUUAUAUUGUAUUACAUUAUUAUAUAAUUGUAUUAUAUUCUAUAUUAUAGCUUAAAGGAUUGAAAAGAUAAUAUAUUACGCAUUAAAUGCAUCAUUAAUGCCUUGCCCAAAAAUGACUUUAUGCUUAUUGCGUGUUUCUCCACUCUUGCUUUUUUUGCUGAAGGAACAUUUCGACUUGAUGUUUUCCAAGGGGAUUAUACCGUCUUUUACAAGGUAAAUGAAAUUUAUCCACCCCUACCCCUCAACAAACUUCUUUGCGAGGAAAAUGGAUAGAGUAAAUGACAAUUCUUUAUGGUUGUUUGGAAAACAUCAUUAUAUCGCUAGAAUUUGACGUUGCAAGUAUAAUUUAAAACAACUGAAACAAAUUUGUAUGUUAGGUUUUGUAACUAAAAAAGGACAUUCAGGCAAAUUUUUCCCCCAUUCCUUUUUAACAUCAGCGGCCAAAUGUAAUCAGACUGUACUUGAAACAUAACAAUCGGAUUGCCUCCUUUUUCGUAGAUUCCUCAGCGAUCAGAGCAAUUUGAUUCUGCCUGCCGUGGUGGUAAUGAGUAAGUUUUUUUGCUAAAUGUAUACGACUUUUCUUUACCGUUUGAAUGAACUUGAAAUUUUUCUCUGAAUUAAGGUAUAGCUAGCCCCAAACACUGUAAUUCAGUUCAUUAAAAAAAAAUUCAAGCUAUGACCGCAAAACCUAGUGACUUUUCCACAGUUUUUAGAGAAAAUUUUAAGGUCGUUGUGAUUUGUAAUUCAACAAUGACGUUACCCUGGCAACCGAGUUUUGACAGCAUAGUUUUUCAAAAUUUGCAUUUUGUCUAUGAGAGGAGAUUUUAUUUCUAUUAUUACCUAUAUUAUAUUUAAUUUAGCAGUAAUUACUUUAAGUUAUUAUUUGCUAUGAUUUCUAUAGGUGUCCUCGUCUUAUCAUCUCUCACCAUUAUCCGUACACAUGGGAAACAAACAACUGUACUAGUCUUGAUGUGGGAUAUCGCAUUUUCUUAUCUUCUCAUUACAGAGGUAUUUCACAAGGAAAUAAGUACUUCCGUAACGGUACUAAUAUAAUCACAUACUUAGCAAAUGUUUCAUUUAUCUUGAAAAGAAUCUUCCUGAAUUAAAAGUUUUAUCGACCAGUGAAAUAUGGUAGUUGUAAAAAGAAAAAGGAAUUUGUCAGAGAAAACUGGGAGAGGGAGUUUGAUCACUUAUGUAAGAACAAGAAAAAAAGGCUUUUAAUAAUAUGAGAAAAACUUAUGAGCCGGGCGAGGCCAUUUUUGUGUUUGAUAGGUUAGCCACAUAUAGAGAAAGAAACAGAAUACAUGGUAAAUUUGCCAAGACAUCUGCCAUGUAAAGUUUCAACUUCAACUUCAACUUUAUUUAAUAAUGAAAAUAUUAAUUACAAUAGAUUGGUCCGCAAAAUAGCAAUUGCUAAUUUAGGCGGCUCAAUUAAAAGAAGAAUAAAGUGAAAGGAAAGGAAAGGAAGGAAAAUAUUUUGAGUUACAAUAAUUCUUAUUUCUAUCAUAGUUUUAUUUUAAUUACAUUAAAUCUAAGGAAAAACGAAGAAGGAGUUGACGGAGAGCAAAAAAACAAAUCAAACUUUUGUACAGAAAUCACUUAACUGCCAAUCGAACUUUUUCAGUUUAUUGUAGUUAUAAAGAAUAGUUGUUUUUCUUUGAAAUGAAUCGAGCAGUCAGGUUUCUCCGCUAUCCCUAUCUCAUCAUUACUUUCCUUCUGAUCAGUAUUUGACAGUCAUGACGAUGGCGAGUGUGGUGCACUAUUUAUAUCAUCCUUGUAUGGUAAGUUAGAGGAAACGCUUAAGUAAAUAUAAACUCAGUUUUAUAAUAUCUAUUGUACUAUCUACUUGAACCACCUUCUUGCAUAACAGGUACUCUUUACCCCUCUUACUAACGUUCUUGACUGCCCUACUUGCAAUAUACAUAUGUCAAACAUCAUAAACCUCUACUUCGCAGGGACUCAAUGAGCCCUUUUGCCUCCUUCUGCGAGGAACGUAUUUCUCAAUAGGGCAAAAUUCUUGAUCUGUGUUUUUCUAUUAUUCAGAGAGCCAACGUGGAUUGUAUGGGUACACCGCCAGGGACAACAAUGGGAUUUUUCUAAACAAGGAAGGAAUGCUUUACGUCAAAUAGCCUACGGCCAACUCAAUUACAAUACUCAUUCAUAAGCACCUGCAAGGGAUAAAAGAAAUAAAAACGGUCUUCAAAAUAUUUUCGAUGGCUCUGCUAUCAAUUUCAGGAUCGAAAGAAUUUAAGUCUAACCUAUAUGUGAAUGGAGUUACUACCGUAUGGCAACUCGAGCGUGCGCUUGAGCUGAAUUUGUAAAAAAUGGUAUUUCUCGUAUAUAGCUGAUUCAAUAAAGUUUUCUUCUGUUUGGCGGUCGUCAUUCAAGUAAAUCAUUGCAUUGUUCCAUAUUAACAGCAAACAAUUACCAACGCAAACUUUUUUCAUUUAUCUAUAGUUAAGAGGUGUAGCAUUGACAAGUAUAAGAGCACCCCAAAAAAAUGAAAACAAAAAACAAACAAACAACAACAACAAAAACAGAAUAUCGACUUCUCCUUUCAUCUCAGCCUUUCUUCUCUUUAUUUAUUGGUACAAGGUGUCUUUUAUGUUUUUAGUUCAAAAGGAAAAAAAGUUGAAGUUGAAGUUGAACGAAAGUUUGUGUGAAUUUAUAUGGUUCGUCAGUCUGUUUAGGUCUUACUUCUUUGGGUAGCUUCUCUUGCUGCGUUUUGAGUUUUGCUUAAUGCUCGAAAUAUAAACACAAUGUAUGUAAAUUUACAAUGGAUCGUCAGCUUGCUUAUGUCCCUCCUCUCCUCUUUGAUUAGUUUCUCCUGCUGAUUUAAUGACGCUGGUGACUAAUUUAUUCUUCGGGACAAAUAAAUUGUACCGUAGCUUGUUGAUCGAUAUCCCAAGGAGCUUAAUAGACAGUCAGAGAUUUUCUGUUGCUUAGUGUACGUGUAGUAGGAUUAUCGAAAUCCAUAUACAGAGGUCUAGUUCGAAAAAGGUUCUUAUUGCAAUGGAUACAGAUUUGAAUAUAGUUAAUUUAGAUAUUUCCAAUCUCCCCCCCAGAGUUUUUGAUAUAUUGUAGUAUUUCCAAACGAUUUUGCCUUCACUCGAACUCUUUUGAUCUUCUUAACAAGAUGAGGUAUAUUUUAUGGGUGGUGGCGCUGCUGGAGGCCUGUGACGUCAUCAACAAUGGUCGCCUUCUUGGAUUUUACCAAGAAUUAGACAUCAGUUUAAAACCGCGAGAAAUGGUAACUUUUUGGUUCUUAAAAUGAAAAAUAACACUUGAAUAUACACUUUGCAUGAUUUUAGCCACAAGAUUUACUUUUAUCGUUGAUAGAAGUUGAAAAAAACGAGAAUUUUCAUUCAAAACUAAAUGGCUUAACCACCUGCUACGUAUAAAGUCACAUCUCGUAACCAUAGAAACUGGCCAUCACUGAACUUUUCUCGAAAUGCGCGAGAAGGAUAAACGAACAGCUGCUGAAAACGUCAGGUGCUGAUGUUUUAUCCUCUAGGAAAAAACUUAGAACCACCCGCUCCCCCACCCAUUGUACGUCCGAGGGUUAAACAAGAAAUUAAAAAACAAAACUUUGAAAAAACUUAAUGUAUAUUAGACGGCCGUCAGCUGUUGACGUCUUAGGAAAUGGGUGCUGUAUUCGGCUGGCCGUCUGCAAACACGCAGUAUUUUCAGUUAAUUCAGUCUAGCCCAUUAAAUCCAAACUUCACCAGACAGCUUGUUCAGUUUUGGGGGGGGGGGGGGGGGGGGCGGGGGGGGGGGAGGUGGGGCAGGGGUAGGGGCUAAAACCACCAAUACCAGGUCAGUUUUAAAUGUACAUGUAGGAUCAAUGGUGCACGUGCCUAUAAUUUCCUGCCCUUUAAUGCUCAAUCUACAACGAAUUUAGAUGGGUCAAAGUCCUUGCCGAAACGGCACUUCUGAGCGUCUCCGAUCUGUCCAAUCUCUUGAAUUGUGUCUCUCUAUAUUUUAUCAGUGUGCUACUUUCUGUCUUGAUUUCCUUUGUAUUUGUUUAUUUGUCUUCUUUUUGCAGGACUCUGCUUAAUUCAGCUCAAUUCUAUGCGAGACCAGAUGUUACUGCAUGUAUAAAUAAUAAUAAAAAAGUAAACCCUAAGCAAUAACCUAACUAAUGUGCUCUCUAAUACAAACAAUGGACGUACGGUGAACUCUAACUAAACUCUCCUGUGGCACGUCAAACGUCACCACCAAAAGUUAUAAAAAAUGUAUUACUUAAGACAAUUUGACUGGUCGUUAUGCCACAAAACUAAUCACUUUAACUUUCUGCUUCUUUAUUAAAAUGAAGUGCUGAGAAUAAUUUUAUUAAUCAAGAUUAUGUUUGUUUUUUGGUUUUUAAUUUUCUCAGAGAAACAUAAACAGAGGAAUCCAGAUGUUGUCUUUGUUUGUUUGAGUCGAAGGCAGACACAAUGUAAUGCUUUUGAAUCAAAAUAAUCAGAAAAAAGUGCUUGGUGUCCAACUUGACAACUUGGCAUCACAUUGUUAAUAUUUCAUGGCUUUGGAUGUAGCUGCGACGCGUACCUUACUGGGAUGCUUUUACAUAAGCUUGAGGCAUCCUAUCAGUUUUUGUUACUUUAAGGACAACCGAAAAAAAAAACAUGAUUCGGAAAGGUACAAUGUUUAUAUCAUUUCUUAUCUUAUGCCUUGUACCGUUCUCUGACGGAAACUGUUUUCAGAACCAAAUGUAUGGCAAACAGACAAAGGAUUACAAGCUAGAAGGCUUUCAAAUCCAAACGGCUUCGGCGAGGGGGAUUUUCACUUGUUUUCGCUAUUGCCUGAGACAAGAAAAAUGUAAAUCAAUUAAUUUUGAUAGCUACUCUGGUGCAUGUGAGUUAAAUAGCAACAGCCUCAGUGGAUCACAACAGCUUAUUUACCAAAAAGGAAAUAUCUUUCUGCAAUCGGUGGCCAAAAAGAGAGUAAGUCAAAUUCUUUAUAACUACUACUUUUUUAAGCACACAUCAUUACUAUUCGCUUUUCGUUUAUGAGCAAACAAAGCUUUGGCUCUGUUCUUCCUUCACCUAGUCUGGCACCAUUUUCAUGAAAGAGGUCUAGACGUUGUUCUUAAGUAAUUAGGCUACCUAGCUACAAUGACCGUGACAUUGACUAAUAAAUUUAAACCAAAUUGUCUAAAGUUUUGGUGGUUAGAUGCGCGAAACAAUAAAAAGAAGAAACCAAAUUCAAAUAUUUGUUUUGGUAAACGAAGAUUUUAGCUCAAUUUAAUUUUCUACCAUCCUUUCUUUCUUUUUAAUGAUAAUCAUUGACAGCACUCAUCGUGCGCUGAAAUUCACCAGACAUCUCCUUCAGCACCAAGCGGCUACUACUGGAUAUGUAUUGGCGGAGUCAAGAUAAAGGUGUACUGUGACAUGACAGCUUUUGGUACGCAGUAACUGACAGUUUUAAAACCUAAUAUUGUGAAACUUUCCAGGAUUAUAUAAAUUAUUAUGAUAACGAACGUUAACUUACUUGACUGACGUUAAAAUGAACUUCCCAUUUAAAAUAUACUCACUAGCAUUUCGGCUUUUUUCAUUUUUUAAAAAAAUGUUUCGUUUGUGUAUGCAAAAAAGAUUUCACGUCUUCAAACUGACUAGUCUAGAUACGAUGUACAAUAAAUCAUACACGAGAAGGAGUUUCAGUAAGAUGUGCCAACACUGGAAAAGUGAGAGGAAGAAAUAGAUUUUUUUCCAUAUUUUUUCUUUUGCAACCUACUUUUCAGACUUUUCAGACUAGUACACGAGUUUAUUAUAAACAUACUGAGAAAUACUUACCAAAAAGCUAUCUCGUAAAUUUUCAUACGCAAACGAGUUCUACCCAAUCAGAGGAGCGAACGAUGGUUUUCACCCGUGAAAAAUAUGAUACGUCGAAUAAGAAUCGCGAACGAUGUGUGAGACACAUGAUACGUCCAAUCAGAAGCCACAGAGGUGUGUGCCUGAUAUAGGCGCUUGUAGCUUGCAGCGCCGCUUCGCAGACAUUAAACGAGGAAAGUUUUUCUCGAAAAGUUUUUAUCGUAAUAAAAAUGAAAAACAUCCCGAAAAUUCGUUUAUUUCACUGUCGAUAAAAACAACAAUAGAGAGCCGGCAAGAAAACAGCGGAAGUUGAAAACAGAACGAUAAAUAAGCUUAAGUUGUGCUUUUACCGGAUCUACUUUGUCUUCUAUUUGAGCUUAAUAUUCAAACCGCCGACCAGUUUUCCUUCAAUUCAUUCAUUUUCAAUUGCCCUUUUAGAAUAAACAGUGGAGAUAACUUGUAGUUAUUUCAUAUCCUUAACCUCGUUUUUUUUUAUCAGUUAUUACCUGCAUAAGUUCUACUCUAUUCAUAAGAACUCUUUUGUGCCUGUGUGAGAAAAGGUCGUCUAAAAGUGCAGCAGUUUCAAGAAUCGAAAAGAACAAAAAAGACAUUAUUCCAGUUUUCUACUGACUAGUUAGUGAAGACCGAAGCCCCACAUUCAUCCUUCAUCUAAAAGGCCUGCACUGUUAUUUCCACCUGGGCAGAUAUGCGUCCGUGAGAGGGCUACUCGACAUUUUCAGGAUUAAGAAGAGGACUCUCCUUGCAAAAAUUUAAGUUCACAUAAUGAGUAGCCCCUUGAGGAUAAUACAUGAACCGCUAUCACAAUACUGCUGCUUUUAAUCACAGGGUAGACGCCAGUAAAAGACGAUUUAGAUCUUCAAAUAGUUUUCCACACUUUUAUAUACAAUGCAGGUGGUGGAUGGACAUUAGUGGUCAGCAUAAGCUCUAAAAACAAUCAACACCUUCAAAGAGCUGCCGUAAACUGUUUGAAUUUGGAGCUGUGCGUACCUUUCGAAGAACGUAGCAUGACGACUCGAAAACUAAGCGACAAGCAUAUACACCACUUGGCCAACUGCGAAGGUACU
Messenger RNA from Porites evermanni, 7508 nucleotides. The record is from the annotation of a GenBank genome assembly. NCBI's taxonomy places the organism in Eukaryota, Metazoa, Cnidaria, Anthozoa, Scleractinia, Poritidae.